This is a messenger RNA of Rhagoletis pomonella (apple maggot), 1463 nucleotides long. Its product is annotated as transmembrane protein 120 homolog. The record is from RefSeq and is a predicted model, not a curated record. Gene Ontology annotation, cellular component: membrane. Lineage: Eukaryota; Metazoa; Arthropoda; Insecta; Diptera; Tephritidae.
GGCCCUCGAACUUGCCUACAUUUUUCUACUAGUCUGGUACUACUGUACACUCACCAUUCGUGAAUCGAUACUCAAAGUAAAUGGAUCACGCAUUAAAGGCUGGUGGCGAGCGCAUCACUUUAUCUCAACGGCAGCCGCUGGUGUAUUGCUUGUGUGGCCGCAGGGCGAGCAUUGGCAGCUAUUCCGCACGCAAUUCAUGUACUUCAAUGUCUAUAUAAACCUUGUGCAGUAUUUGCAAUUUGGCUACCAAAAGGGUUUGCUCUAUCGACUGAAGGCGCUCGGUGAACGUCACAACAUGGAUAUCACCAUUGAAGGCUUCCAUUCGUGGAUGUGGCGUGGUUUGAGUUUUCUGCUACCAUUCCUAUUCGGCGGCUAUACAUUCCAAGCAUACAACGCCUGGACCCUUUACAAGUUGACAACGGAACCGCCAGGAGCGCCAUGGCAUGUAUCUGUGUUGUGCGGCUUGUUCCUUCUGCUCUUCAGCGGCAAUAUUAUCACCACAUUAUUGGUCGUGCCCGAGAAGAUACGUGAACGUGCCAAGGAACGCUAUCGUCUACAGUCCAUGGGCACCUCAAUGAAAUUGCGCAAAAUGAUGAGGAAUAGCAUCAGUGAAUUGGACAUUUCCAGCCAACAAUUGCUAGCCAAUAAUAAACAAGAAAACUCUACCUCCAUUCAUGCCAUCGGCGAUGCUGUUGAAACAACAACAGCUUUAGCAACAACAAAAACGACGUCAAUUACUGCUAAUGCAAACCCACCAGCAGAUGGCGAUGUUCAUCUACAAAACCAAAUAAAGGAAAUUGAGCAACAUGAACAACAGGAGGUGGAGACAAAACCAGAAGAUAAGAAGACAAAUUAAAUGGGCCAGUGGGAUACAUAUGUCACCGUGAGGAAAGGACGAAAAACUAAUGGAGAGUGAAGCAGAGUAUGCCGCUUUGCAAUUACUCUGAGUCUGAUAUUCUCAAGUUUUAUGCACUACAUGUAGAAAAACAAGCAACAUACAAAAAAAAAUAAAAAAUAAAAAUAAAAAAAAAAACGCCAGAGAAGGAAAUAAAGGGAAAACAAGGAUGCUGUAAAGGGAAAAGUCGAAAGUGUUUAGAGUAAGAAGAAGAAAUGCUCCGAAAAAGUGUGUUUAACUAUACUUUAACAGAAAAUGCGCGAAAAAUUUAAGCAAAGCAAAAAAAGGUAGAAAUGUGGAUUAGCUGGGGGAAUGUCUAAAAAAAAUGUUGAAGAAGAAAGAUUUGAAAAUGCGUAACUCCUUUUGUUUAUUACAAUUUUAACAAAAAUAACUGUCGUUUUUUAAUGUAACACAAUGUCACUACCAAUUUGGCUAAUCUAACAAAAAGCUAAAAGGUUUUUAAUGUGUAAUAUAUAAAUUGGCUGGCAGUAACUGCGAAAGUUAGAAGUUAAAAAAUACACAAAUUUAUUAACUCCGCUUUUUAGCGCGAAAGUGAGUGCUGACAAAG